Messenger RNA from Nerophis lumbriciformis (worm pipefish), 1503 nucleotides. The record is from RefSeq and is a predicted model, not a curated record. NCBI's taxonomy places the organism in Eukaryota, Metazoa, Chordata, Actinopteri, Syngnathiformes, Syngnathidae.
AUGUCAGGCAUUCGUAACAACUGGGAUGAAAUUGUGGUGGGUAGAGAGCAUCGAGCCACCACCUUAGAGUGCAUCCAUACGGAAGUGAGGGCCGGCGUGAAAAUCAUCUGGAUGGCCAAAGCCUUCGGUGCGGACGACUGGAAACUGGUCCUCUCUGCCAGUGAGCUGGAGGAGUUCUCAGGCAGUGCCGCUAAGCCUUCCAUGCGCCUGGCUGACCCCAACUUUCUAGACACGGGCAAUUUCUCGCUGCUCCUUCAACCCUUCUUGGAUGACGCUGGCUUCUACAUGUGCUUGAUAGAGCAGGUCGGGAAGAAAAUCAAGGAGAAGAUCAUCCUUUUAGCUAUCAUCACCGUCUCCAGCAUCCCUGCAUCACCUAUCCCUCGGAAGAGCACCCUGCGUCUGAUGGCCAACAUCAUACCAGAGGUCAUCACCAGCGUUAUCUCUUGGGAAUCACCAGACCGCACCUCUUUAAAGACCGUGUUGAAGCCCAACUCGGGGUUUGUGACCAAACUUCCCCAGGUCACGGACAACGAUGCCGGCUCUUACAAGUGUACGGUUCAUCUCCAUGGGAUGGACAACGCCACAAAGUUCACAUUUGCCUUGGACAUCACCGUUAAUGCUGUCAGUGAGGCCUCCUUCACCAGGAUCCAGCAUGGCCCUCCCACCUUCAAAGGCAUUCAAGCCGGGACAUCCUUUCACCUGACCUGUCCCGAUAUCCGAGGGGACUAUGUCUUCCUCAACUGGCAAGACCCCAAGACGAGCAAGUUCAAGCUGUUGUACACACAUGAUUCUUGGAGGGGCAAGACGUGGAUCAAUCCAGAAAGCCAUGACCUCCAGCUGGCCGGCACACCCUCCAACCCUGAGGCAGGCAGCUUCUCAUUCAUCCACACACCGGGCCUCAAAGACGGAGGCGUCUACAUCUGUGAUGUGCUUUCCAAUGACAGUAUAUUAAGCCAGAGGACCCUGCUGAUCGUUUUGAAAGUUAUGGGCCUGCAUUUAGGUACCAAGUUGCAGUUGGAGUGCCUGUACAACGAGGCUUCUCAGGUCCAAUACGCCAAGUGGGAGUACCAGAAUAAGAGUCGGCUGUUACGGUCGAAGAGCAGCAGGCCCGGCAAUGUUACGACCACUUUGCCCUUACCCGUCACAACCGACAUGGAGGGCAACUACACGUGCACCUUACAAUUUAAAAACGGCCAGACUAUCAGCGCCAGGCAUUCCGUCAAAAAGAAAGAGAUCGUCCCUGCGCCCUCUUCUUCCCUCCACCUCCUCCUCCUGACUUUAUUACUUCUGGUGCUCCUGGUUGCCGCCGCCACGGCUGUGUUGCUAUGGCGACAGAAGCGCAUCUCCCGCCGAGGUAUUGAGCAGUCUUUGUCCGUUCAUUCAGGCGAGACGGAGAACAUCUACGAGAAUCCCGAAGAUGUCAGACAGGCUCUUCCACCGGGGUCAGUCUAUAUGGAUUUAAAGCCAAGACAAGUUGACGUUUACAAGGAACUAGAGCGCUAA